Molecule: messenger RNA, 2210 nt
Organism: Tetranychus urticae (two-spotted spider mite)
Lineage: Eukaryota; Metazoa; Arthropoda; Arachnida; Trombidiformes; Tetranychidae
Product: terminal nucleotidyltransferase 5C
Biological process (GO): mRNA stabilization
Molecular function (GO): poly(A) RNA polymerase activity; RNA binding
Source: RefSeq, a predicted model, not a curated record
UUACGUGAAGAUUGUUGGUGGUUAGGUGAAGGGAAACAGUUGCAGUUGAUCGUAGGCACUUAAUGGAUUGAGGUGAUUGUUGUUUGUUGAUUAACUGAUUGUAACCUGCUUGAUCUCUCUCUCUCUAUCUCUCACUUUCUUCCUCUCUUCAUAUACACAAACAUACAUAUAACGUCUCAUUGUGUCUCUCUCUUUCCUCCUCAUACAAUUACAUUGCAAUCUGUUUUUUCCAUCGACCAAUCCUUUCAUCUUCAUCUUUUAUUGAAUCUAUUUUGUUUUUUUUUCGCUCUCUCUUAUUUUGCUUUAAAUUUGUGAUUUUCCUUUUUCUCAAUUUUCAAAAAAAGUGACUUUAAACGGUAAAUCAAUGGACCUCUCAAGUGACCGAUACGCUGUCCUCAGCUAUGAACAGGUUACUCGUUUGGAUACUGUGAUGGAUGAAGUUGUGCCAAUCCAUGGUCGAGGUAAUUUCCCAACUUUAGAAAUGAAAUUAAAAGAUUUGGUCAGUGUGGUACGAGGUAAAUUGGAGGAAGAAAAUGUUACUCUUCGUGAUAUCAGGUUAAACGGCGGUGCUGCUUCCUACGUUUUGUGCCCUAACAAUUUAACUUACAAUGAUCUGGACCUGAUAUUUGUGGUUGACCUUUCAACGUCUCGUAAUUUUGAUAAAGUUCGCUCAGCAGUAUUGGAUUCCUUGUUAGACUUUUUACCAGAAGGAGUAAACAAAACAAGAAUUUCCAGUUGUUCCCUAAAAGAAGCAUAUGUUCAUAAAAUGGUAAAGGUUAACGAAGGUGGUGACCGUUGGUCCCUUAUUUCAUUAUCAAAUAAUCGAGGUCGGAAUGUGGAACUUAAAUUUGUAGACUCAAUGAGACGCCAAUUUGAAUUCAGUGUUGACUCUUUCCAGAUAAUUCUUGAUUCCUUGCUCUCCUUUUAUGAAGUUGAUCCACCAAUGAGGAUGAGUGAAAAUUUUUAUCCCACAGUGGUCGGUGAAUCAGUGUACGGUGAUUUCCGCGAAGCUCUGUUCCACCUCAACAAAAAACUCAUCGCAACCCGUAAUCCGGAAGAGAUUCGCGGCGGUGGACUUCUUAAAUAUUGUAACCUAUUAGUGAGAAACUAUCGACCAGCACGUCCAGAUGAGAUUAAAAAUCUGGAAAGGUAUAUGUGCUCACGAUUUUUCAUCGAUUUCUCUGAUUUGUGCCAACAAAGGAGAAAACUUGAAAGCUACAUUGCCAACCAUUUUGUCGGUGAUGAUCAAAUGAAAUGUGAAUACCUGAUGACAUUGUUUAACGUUGUUGAUGAAUCAACAGUUUGCUUAAUGGGACACGAGAGACGUCAAACUCUCUAUUUAAUACAAGAGCUUGCCUACCAUUACUAUUACCAAGACCAGCAAAAGUUGAUGGUUAAACAACAAUUUGAUGCUGCUGCUGCUGCCGCGGCUGCUGCUCUUGCUUUAUCCUCAACCUCAACCUCAACUUCAUCCUCAUCCUCAUCAUCAUCAUCAUCAUCGUCAACCUCAGCAUGGAAAAUUGUUCAGCCUUUCUCAUCUUUAGAUUUAAUUUGUCAAUUAUGUUAUAAUUAAUGAUAUUUCAAACACAAAACUCAAACACAAACACAAAAAAACAAACAAAAAAAAUAAUUCAAAAUACAAAAAUCAAUCACAAAACAUUUCCAAUCAGAAUAAAACACAAACUUUAUAACUCUAUUUGAUGUUUUUAAAAAAUUUAACCAAAAUGAAUGCAAAAAUUUCCCCAAAAGUCCCAAAAAAUUACAUAAAAUGCUACUUUAAGUGAUAUAUUAUUAAUUUGAUUAAACUCACUGAAAAAAACAAAGCAAAUCAAGUUCAACUUGCAAACAAAAGACAAAAUAAAUUAAACCUAUUGAACCUGUAAUUACACGGAAUUUGAAAGCUAAUUGAGGAUAAUUUAUUAACUCGUGAUUAUCAAAGGUAAAGCGAAAUGUGUGCUAAUCAAGUUAAUUAGUGUUUCCAUAUUUUAACUCUGCAAACCUUUAAUUUGAUUAUCCCAAGCCAAGUAUUGAUGAUGGUGAUGAUCAAUAUAAGACUCAACAUGUAAGGUAAGUCAAGUUAAAGGCAAUAACAACAUGAUUAACAUGAUGUAAAAGACAGUGAAAGUGUUUGAAUAAACUGGAAACAUUUUUUCAUGUAAAUUUAGGUUAAUCUAAAUUGCAGGCAAAACUUGAUUUCCAACAGAUUUUCA